Molecule: messenger RNA, 1458 nt
Organism: Adelges cooleyi (spruce gall adelgid)
Lineage: Eukaryota; Metazoa; Arthropoda; Insecta; Hemiptera; Adelgidae
Product: nucleolin-like
Exons: 6
Coding region: 49-888 (279 amino acids)
Source: RefSeq, a predicted model, not a curated record
UUACCCGUUAAACUCGGCAUAUACUUACAAGAUUCUUCGAACGUUAAAAUGAAAAGUAAGGACAUUGUUGCUGGUGACUCAGAAAAUGAAUUUGACGUUGACGAACCUGAAGAAGUUGAUGAUCAUUCCGAUGAUGAAUGGGCCCCCAGUGCUGCAGCAAAAUCACCAGGUAAGCGAGGACGACCAACUAGAGCUGUAGCUGCUAGAAAGAAGGCUAAAACUAGGAGUACUGAUGAAGAUGAGGAAGAGGAAGAAGAAGAAGUGCUUCCAAAAAAGAAAAGAGGCCCAAAACCUAAAACACAAACGCCUUCAAAGCGAGGUAGAGCAGCCAGGAAAUCUAAAAAGGAAGAAGAAGAGCCAGAAGAAGAAGAAGAAAUCGAGGAUGAAGAAGAAUUAGAUGAAGAUGACGAAGAGGAAGAAGAAGAAGAACUUAAUCAAGGGCCAAAUGCAAAACCCGCCAAAGAGUUUACGUCUGGAGCUUUUGUUGUUCUGAAAACUGACAUGAUCGGUGAAGGUAACCCCCCAGUUUGGAAAAUUGAUGGCAAAGCAUUAUUACAAAAAUAUAUACCUUUUGAACAAGAUGGUAAAACGUUGUACAAAAACACAUCUGUUUAUUCCGGAUGGGGAUCCAAUGUUAAAGAGCAAUACUAUUCUGCUCCGGUAUCAUUUAUACAGCAAACUCGUAAAGAACACAUAAUAGAAUUUUACAAAGAUAAAAUAGAAAAAGAUCCUGAAGUAGAAGCAGCAGCUAAAAAAGAAUUGGAAGAUGAAGAAGCUGAACUGGCUGCUGGCGAAGAAGAAGAUGAAGAGGAGGAUGAGGAUGAAGAGGAGGAAGAAGACGGAGAAGAAGAAGGUGAGGAGGAGGACGAAGAACAAGAUGAAGCGUAAAGUAGUAUAUACAUAUAUAUAUUGUGAAAUAAUUAAGAGUACGACUGUUCCCUUACAUUUUGUGUUUUAAUUCAUUUUUUUUUACAUUAAUUAGUAAUCUACCUUUUCAUUUUGUAUUGACAUUAAUAAUUUGUAAUAAUUAUUUUAUCUGUUUUAUUUUUGCAUUCAAAUACUAGCACAUGAAUCAUUUGUAAUUAGUAUUGGUUACCUACACCAUUUAUAUAAUUAAAAAUACUGAUUGUGUGUGAAAUUGUCGACUAGCUUCAACAUGAUUAUCUUUGAAUUUUUGUAAUAUUUAGAUUAGUUCAUAUUUUAUUAAGUAAAUUGUGUUUUUUAACACAUUACCAUUAAUGAUAUAUAUAUACAUAUUUUAUAAUUAUUAAAACCAUUGUAAUCUGAAAUAAGGUAAUUUUUCCGCUUAUACAUUGGAUGCAUUAAAAAUUGUCUAUAUUUAUUAAUAAUAAGAUCUACUAUGGGCAUUCAUUUUUAUGAAAAGAGUACCAAUAUUUAUCAAAUAUAUACAGUUUCUAUAAGCAGUCCGUCCAAUCAACUCAAAAAAUUUUUAUUAUU